AUGUCCGCCGAUCUCACUCUAAAUCAACUUCAACCGAACAUGUCAUCAUUCAAUACGACAGUUAUCGUUCUAGAUCCAGGAGGCCAUCGACGAACUCACAAUGGAACGAUUACAACUAUGAAAGUAGCAGAUUCAACUGGAUCAAUCAACGUCUCACUUAUGAAUCCCGAGUUCACCGAAACAUUUCGAGCCGGUGAUAUUCUCAAAUUCCGCGGUGCCCACACUACAAUUUUCCAGGGCGGAUUGACGUUGUCGGUCGGAAAGAAUGGAGAGUGCAAGAAAGUGAGCGAGUUCAUGAUGGUAUUCUCCGAGACUCCGGAUAUCAGUCAAAUGCCAUUGCCAGCUGGUGUCACUGAUAGAAGAUCCGACGAACGGGCGCCGCGACAACAGCAACAACCACUCGGGGGGAACAGAUACUCAAGACCAUAA
Caenorhabditis remanei is the source of this 429-nucleotide messenger RNA. RefSeq lists its product as uncharacterized. Gene Ontology annotation, molecular function: DNA binding. NCBI's taxonomy places the organism in Eukaryota, Metazoa, Nematoda, Chromadorea, Rhabditida, Rhabditidae. Gene Ontology annotation, cellular component: SOSS complex. The coding region runs from base 1 to 429 and encodes 142 amino acids. The transcript is spliced from 2 exons. The record is from RefSeq and is a predicted model, not a curated record. Gene Ontology annotation, biological process: double-strand break repair via homologous recombination; response to ionizing radiation; mitotic cell cycle checkpoint signaling.